This is a messenger RNA of Phoenix dactylifera (date palm), 2052 nucleotides long. Lineage: Eukaryota; Viridiplantae; Streptophyta; Magnoliopsida; Arecales; Arecaceae. The record is from RefSeq and is a predicted model, not a curated record.
CUCGCCAAAAUCGCUCGCCCGCGGCUGCGAAUUCGUCCAGGGACCACUCCUAUUUAAAGCCUCUCCGUUCGCCUCCGAGUUCUCUCGCAUCCAUCUCUCGCUAGGGUUGCCGAUUUCCUCUGCCGCUCUCUCUCUUAAUCUUGUUCCGUCCUCUUCUUUCCCAUAAGACUUGAGAGAUCGUUGGGGUCUUCGGGUUCUUCGCCGCCGUCAUCGAGACACAGUGUUUUGUCAUUGAAAAGAGGUGUGAAUGUUUUAAUGGAGUCCAAAGGUGGUAAGAAGAAGUCUAGUAGUAGUAGUUCAUUACAGUACGAAGUUCCCCUCGGCUACAGCAUUGAAGACGUUCGACCUCACGGUGGAAUCAAGAAGUUCCAGUCUGCUGCAUACUCCAACUGCGUGAGAAAGCCAUCAUGAUAUCCCUGUGGAUGCCCUCUUUCCUAGAGUAGGAUUUUCCAAAUUUCUGUUUUAAUUUCUCCUUUAAACCAACUUCUCUGGCUAGCUGCUUUCUAAUAAGCAAACCUCACUCUCAGUCUCCCUCCUUGUCUUUCUUUCUUCUCCUUCAUCAGCCACAAGCAUUCUCAUGCUUGAUUCAAUGGCAAUCUUUUCGGUUGAUUCCCCAAACCCUCCACCUGUCUCGCCAAUUGGGUUUGAGGGCUAUGAGAAGCGCCUUGAGAUCACUUUCUCCGAGGCGCCCGUCUUUGUGGAUCCCCAAGGCCGAGGCUUGCGUGCCCUCUCACGGGCACAAGUUGACUCUAUUCUGGAUCUGGCACGGUGCACUAUCGUGUCUCAGCUCUCAAACAAGGAUUUUGAUUCUUAUGUCCUUUCUGAAUCAAGCCUUUUUGUCUAUCCAUAUAAGAUAAUCCUGAAGACCUGCGGGACAACGAAGCUCCUACUGUCCAUUCCUAGAAUCCUCGAGCUGGCUGAGGAGCUUUCGCUCUCUCUUCUGUCUGCAAAGUACUCCCGCGGGACUUUCAUCUUUCCUGGUGCCCAGCCAUCUCCGCACCGCAGCUUCUCGGAGGAGGUUGCAGUCCUUAAUCAGUUCUUUGGUGACCUCGGUUUGGGUGGUAAGGCUUAUGUGAUAGGCGAUCCAGCAGUGCCCAACCGUAAGUGGCAUAUAUAUUAUGCAACCCAGAAGCCUGAACUGCCCAUGGUUACUCUUGAAAUGUGCAUGACCGGACUGAACACUGAGCGGGCAUCGAUCUUCUUCAAAAAUUCAGGGGACGGACAUUCUUAUUCUGCUAAGGAGAUGACAAAGCUCUCUGGAAUUUCUGAUAUCAUCCCUGAAAUGGAGAUAUGCGACUUUGAAUUCGAUCCCUGUGGGUACUCAAUGAAUGGGAUCCAUGGCCCUUCUCUCUCCACAAUCCAUGUGACCCCGGAGGAAGGGUUCAGCUAUGCUAGUUAUGAAGCCAUGGGGUUCAACCCUGGCUCAUUGGUGUACGGGGACUUGAUCGAGAGAGUUCUCAAGUGCUUUGGCCCUUCUGAGUUCUCUGUUGCGGUUACUAUCUUUGGUGGGCGCGGGCUAGCAGGCAUGUGGGGGAGGAAGGUGGAAUUAGAUGGCUAUGCCUGUAAUGAUCUGGUGGAACAGGACCUGCCAGGUGGUGCUCUGCUGAUGUACCAGAGCUUUUCCGCUUCUGCUGUGUCGCCAAGAUCCAUCCUGCAUUGCUGGGAAGGAAAUGAUGUGGAGAAAGCUGGCAAUGAUAAGAAGAUGAGAUGCUGCUGGGAAGACGAGGAGGUGGAGGAGGAGAAAGAUGGGAAAGAUAAGGAGAUGUUCUGAGAGGAUGGUUAUCGUAGUGAAAGCGAGCUUUCUAAAAUCCAGUCGUCGUGUGUUCUUGUGUUCCUUUUGGCUUAUUUAGUGAAGCAGCCAGCCAGUCUAUUUUGUGUUUGCUUAUGUUAUUGUUAUGUGGUAUUCGAGUUUCUUAAAGUGGUAUGUGACUUCAUAAGAGCUCUAGGUGGCUAGCUAUGUCUGCCACAAUGAGCAGUCUGAUGUUUGGUCUCGUAUCUGGACCUUAAUAAAUUUAUAGAGCUUGAAUAAAAAGUUUUGAGGUUGGUUACUUC